AUGAAGCUAUAAAGGAUCCUACUAUGUGGUGGUCUGCUUUAAAGAAUGAGGUGCCAGUACUUUUUGAAUUUGUUGCUAAAUUUAUGUCAAUUCCUGCUUCAUCAGUAACAACAGAAAGAAAUUGA
This is a messenger RNA of Entrophospora candida, 125 nucleotides long. The record is from the annotation of a GenBank genome assembly. Lineage: Eukaryota; Fungi; Glomeromycota; Glomeromycetes; Entrophosporales; Entrophosporaceae.